This is a messenger RNA of Symbiodinium necroappetens, 1368 nucleotides long. NCBI's taxonomy places the organism in Eukaryota, Dinophyceae, Suessiales, Symbiodiniaceae. The record is from the annotation of a GenBank genome assembly.
AUGCGACUACUGUGCCUGUUCGUGGCUGUGCUAUACGCGACUGUACAUUCACAAGAAAUCUCUCCGCGCUUCCAGUGUGAGGAGGGCAACGACUGUGCAGACGGAUCGUCUGAUUUGGAAGAGAUUUUUCAAGUCAAACUCUUGCAAGUGAAUGCAGAGUUGGGGCGUACGUCCGGGCACCUGCACAGCUCGCAGGCCCCGCCGGCACCGCUGCCUCUGCAUCGCCAGUCCUUGACCGUCGAAAUUCUUGAGCAAGCCGAGCAGUACCUUGCUCCCAUCCUGACCUCUGUCCUUCUGCCUCAUGCCCUUGCGUUUGGCGUGGCCCAAUGUCUGCUCAGGUACCACCGUGGCAAAGCGGCUGAGUUUCUGAACGAAGAAACCGAGACACUGGAGAACAAACCGCGAAGCUUCUCUUACAUCCUUCCACGAGUGGCCCCGAUGUGGAUAAUUCAUGUUCUGUCUCUUUUUGCCUACGGCAUAUCUGCACCAAGCCUAGAUUACAUGUAUUUGAAUUCUUUUGCCCAGAAGUAUUCUGAUGGUCUGCCACUGGACUGCUCCAGCCAAAUGCAAUCUUUGCCGUGCAGCCGGGCUGCCGUGGAUGUUACGCAGCUUAAAGUUGCGAAAGGCUGUGCUCACCCCGUGAUCCAAUUUGCUGCUGGGCCUGCACUCGGUGCCGUCAGCGAUGCUUUCGGCAGGAGACCUGCAGUGCUUUUUAUACGGGUUGCCCUGCUGCUUCCCACUAUGGCAGCGGCAGCGGUCGUAUGGUUUGACCUUUCUAUAUGGUUGGAAUUCGGAGUGCAGUUCAUUGGCAUGAUUCCCUUCGAACCCGUUCCUAUUGCCUGGUAUAUAGACCGCAUUGACCACACCCCUAGCCUCGUUCUCGCAGCAUCCAUGGUGGAGAGCUCCUGCAUUCUUUCGACCAUUUUGGGUUCUCUGCUGGGCAGCAGUUUGAGCUUAAAGACUGCUAUGCUGCUUGGCAUGUUGGGGAAGCUCGUUUGCUUGCUGAUUGCGAUCUGCUGUUUGCCAGAGUCCUUGACGGUGCCACAACAGCAGCGUGUCAAGUUUGCCUGGUCCAAUCUUCUGCCAACAUCUGCACUGCGGAUACUUUUUCAGAGUCCUCUGGUGGAGAAGAUCACAGCAAUUGGAAUCUUCGAUGCCUUCCAUUACAACGGUUUCUACACCCUGUCGGCUCAGUUCUUGCAGCAGCGGCUGGCUUGGUCCCGUCAAGACAGCUAUGUCAAUGGGAUGUUGGAGCAAGGUUCUCAAAUGCUCUGGUUGACAGUAGGCGUGAGCGCGUUGUGGCCACUCCUGGGACAGGUCGGCAUUAUCGCAUCGGCUACGGUGGCAGCUGGCAUCUCCCAUCUCUGA